Ochotona princeps (American pika) is the source of this 2695-nucleotide messenger RNA. It is a transcript of the gene SPPL3, whose product is annotated as signal peptide peptidase like 3. The record is from RefSeq and is a predicted model, not a curated record. Gene Ontology annotation, molecular function: aspartic endopeptidase activity, intramembrane cleaving. The coding region runs from base 560 to 1714 and encodes 384 amino acids. Gene Ontology annotation, biological process: membrane protein proteolysis. Gene Ontology annotation, cellular component: cytoplasmic side of endoplasmic reticulum membrane; Golgi-associated vesicle membrane; lumenal side of endoplasmic reticulum membrane. NCBI's taxonomy places the organism in Eukaryota, Metazoa, Chordata, Mammalia, Lagomorpha, Ochotonidae. The transcript has 11 exons.
GCCCCCUGCUCGCCUUCCCUCGGCGGGUGUGAUCCGAGCGGCCUCGCCUCAACGCCUAGCGCCCCCCUCAGCCGCCCGAGCCGCCGCCUGGGCCGCCGCCUCCGCCCGCCGGCCAUGUCCUCCGGCCGCCGCCGCCGCCGCCCGAGCGCGGCGCUCCCGCGGCCUGGCGCGCAGUGAGCGCGAGCCCGUCUUGCCGUUCGCCCGCCCCGGGGCCCCCUUGUUCUCCGCGCCGCCGCCGCCAUGUUGGGUUUGGAGCCGCAGCGGAGCCGCCGCCGCCGCCGCCGGUGAGAGAGGGAGAGAGAGAGAGAGAGAGAGAGAGAGAGAGAGAGAGAGGCCGAGAGCGGAGCCCGCCCCGCCCCGGGGGCCCAGGGAGCGGGGCCGCCUCGGAGCCCGGCUCUCCCCGCCAGCCGCCUGCCCGCCUUGCCUGCUGUGGGAGUCAGCGAGCGAGCGCCGGGCCCCGGCCGCGCCUUCCGCUCCCGGCCCGAGCGAGCGAGCGAGCCAGCCAGCCAGCCGCCGGGCCCGGCGACAGCCUGCAGCGGAGUCCUCGAGAGUCAGCGCCAUGGCGGAGCAGACUUACUCGUGGGCCUACUCCCUGGUGGAUUCCAGUCAAGUGUCUACAUUUCUGAUAUCCAUUCUUCUCAUAGUGUAUGGUAGUUUCAGGUCUCUUAAUAUGGACUUUGAAAAUCAAGAUAAAGAAAAAGACAGUAACAGUUCUUCGGGGUCUUUUAAUGGCAACAGCACCAACAAUAGUAUCCAAACAAUCGACUCCACCCAGGCUCUGUUCCUUCCCAUUGGAGCGUCUGUGUCUCUUCUAGUAAUGUUCUUCUUCUUUGACUCAGUUCAAGUCGUUUUUACAAUAUGUACAGCAGUUCUUGCAACGAUUGCUUUUGCUUUUCUUCUGCUCCCAAUGUGCCAGUAUUUAACAAGACCCUGCUCACCGCAGAACAAGAUCUCCUUCGGUUGCUGUGGGCGGUUCACUGCCGCUGAGCUGCUGUCCUUCUCCCUGUCUGUCAUGCUCGUCCUCAUCUGGGUCCUCACCGGCCACUGGCUUCUCAUGGAUGCUCUGGCCAUGGGCCUCUGUGUUGCUAUGAUCGCCUUCGUCCGCCUGCCGAGCCUCAAGGUGUCCUGCCUGCUUCUCUCAGGGCUUCUCAUCUAUGAUGUCUUUUGGGUGUUUUUCUCAGCCUACAUCUUCAAUAGCAACGUCAUGGUGAAGGUAGCCACGCAGCCGGCUGACAAUCCUCUGGAUGUUCUCUCCCGGAAGCUCCACUUGGGGCCCAAUGUUGGGCGUGAUGUUCCUCGCCUGUCCCUGCCUGGAAAACUGGUCUUCCCAAGCUCUACAGGCAGCCACUUCUCCAUGCUGGGCAUCGGAGACAUCGUGAUGCCCGGCCUCCUGCUGUGCUUCGUCCUGCGCUAUGACAACUACAAAAAGCAAGCCAGCAGCGACUCCUGCAGCGCCUCUGGACCCGCCAACAUCUCCGGGCGCAUGCAGAAGGUCUCCUAUUUCCACUGCACCCUCAUUGGCUACUUUGUGGGUCUGCUCACCGCCACGGUGGCGUCUCGCAUCCACCGAGCCGCCCAGCCCGCCCUCCUCUACCUGGUACCCUUCACCCUUUUGCCGCUGCUCACCAUGGCCUACCUGAAGGGUGACCUGCGGCGGAUGUGGUCGGAGCCGUUCCACUCCAAGGCCAGCAGCUCGCGCUUCCUGGAAGUAUGAUGGGUCCCCCAGAACGUGACCACGUGGCCACCCUGGUCCUGUGCUCUCAACGCGUGCUUUCGUCUCCCCUUACAGUUGGCGUGGUAUUGAGACGCACCUGCUUCAGGAACUGACCGGGGACUGGCUCAUGCACCCAAGGGAGCUUGUUGGCCGAGAAAGGGGCUAGAGCCCCCUGGGCUCCUCCUCUUCCUGCCGCCACCAGGGCGGAGCCCCCUGCGGAAGUGACAGGCCCACUCUGCACUCCCUCCUCCCCCAGUCUGACGGAUCUGCACCUGUUACCUUGUGGAGGAGCCGGAGGUUGGACUCUUCAAAAACUGGAAAUGGCACCACGUCGUUCUAGAACUUGUGAACACUAAAGGAAGGAAAACAGUGAGCAAAUUGAAGUUUCUUCAGGGACCCUCGGACUUCGGGACCAGUUUCCUAUGGGGGACUCGGUGUCAGAGACCUCGACAGAGCUCUUCUGUCAUUAUAUUCUUUCUUUUUGGAUUUAUUAAAUAUUUUCUGUGGUGUGAAGUGACUUAUUAAAUCCACAGACAUUGAGUGACUUCUUACAACAUCUACAUGAAAAUCUGUUGUAACAAGUUCAUGUCCACCCAAACGUCGCGUGGGCAGUGAACAGGGCACGGUUUUUCUACAGACCUGUGUACACACACACAUAGGUAGCUACCAGUAACCCCACGCCACCCCGGGCCUGCGCCCACCCUGCACAUGGCGAGCCGCUCCCACCACGACCCAGCCCAGACUGACAGGGUCGGGGCUCCUGGGGGCUCUCUGGCUCUGAUCAGUGUAGCAAAUUAAGGAUGAAAAGUUCACACUUUUUUGCCCCUCCCCUUUCUUUUGUUUGUGUUUUCUUUCUACAGGCUUCUCCCGCACAAGGUUUUCAGUAGAUCCUUCCGGAACCAGUGCAUGUACAGUAGCAGCCGGUGUCUGUGCUCUCGGAUCAUAGUAAUGUACUACUUGUAAAUACAUUUUUCUAUUUUA